Messenger RNA from Cololabis saira (Pacific saury), 2978 nucleotides. RefSeq names its product YdjC chitooligosaccharide deacetylase homolog (gene ydjc). The record is from RefSeq and is a predicted model, not a curated record. Gene Ontology annotation, biological process: carbohydrate metabolic process. The transcript is spliced from 6 exons. Gene Ontology annotation, molecular function: deacetylase activity. Bases 146 to 1078 code for a protein of 310 amino acids. NCBI's taxonomy places the organism in Eukaryota, Metazoa, Chordata, Actinopteri, Beloniformes, Belonidae.
AGCGAAGCCGCCGGCACCCUCGGGACCUGCUGCUGCUCGGGACCUGCUGCUGCUCGGCACCCUGCUCCUCGGUUCUGUUCCAGUCACUGGUCCAUGGUCCCCCGCACACGGCCAGGCGGGCUCGAGUCACCGCACGAAGACAGUGAUGCCACAGCCCAGACUGUUGCUGGUGGUCACAGGAGAUGACUUUGGCUACUGCCCCCGGAGGAACCAGGGGAUCGUGGACUGCUUCCAGGCCGGGGGCAUCUCUAGUGUGUCCCUGUUGGUGAACGGCUGUGCUGCCAAAGAGGCAGCAGAUCUGGCUGAAAGGCAUAAAAUCCCCAUCGGCCUCCAUGCCAACCUGACGGAGGGCGCGCCGGUGUGCCAGAGCCUGCAGAAGAACUCCACCCUCGUCAACCAAAGAGGCUUCUUUCACGGGAAGAUGGGCUUCCGGGAGGUCCUGGAGAAAGGCCAGCUGUGCAUGAAACAGGUGGAGCUGGAGUUAAGAGCCCAGGUGAGGAGGUUCGUGGAGCUGACAGGUCACCUCCCUCUCCACAUGGAUGGACACCAACACGUUCAUGUCCUGCCAGAGGUGCGGGAGGUGUUUGCUCAGGUCCUCUCAGAUCUCAGGAUCCGGUACACUCGUGUUCCCGUGGAGCCGGGGCUGCUGAAGUGCUCGUGGCUGCCGGCUCCCCUGCUGGCGUUCUACACGCAGGUGCAGGAGGACGCUCUGGCCUCCGUGCCCGUCUUCCAACACCACGGGAUCAGGUGGCCGGACGUGUACCUGGGACUCACCACCAUGGGUCAGAACAUGUCUGCGUGCAACCUGCGGACGGCCCUGAAACACGCCCUGGCUGCACAGCCCUCAGGUCCGUCUUCCAGAGGAGCAGCGGGCUUUGAUCGGCCCGCGGUCACAGCCGAGCUCAUGACUCACCCGGGUUACCCGAGCCACCCCCUGGACGGGGGCUGUGGGGAGGGCCCCGACGACUUCUCCCAGUCAGCAGACCGGCAGCACGAGCUGAACGUGCUCAAAGACCCGUCUGUGCUGGCUCUUUACAGCCAGGAGCACGUGAGGCUGUGCAGCUUUAAAGACUUUUGACACCCGAUGUCUCAAAGUGACAACCACGCUCAUUGGUCAGAACUUAGUUUACACACAUCAUGGACACAAAGAUCGUGACACUCGCAACGCCGGAUUCACAGAGCAGAAUUGCAGCAACCCAAGACGGGCGAUGCGUCUGAAGCACGGAGAGAGGCCGGCCUCCAUGUGGCUCAGAUCCAGCUGUGUAGCCACAACCUGAUUGGCUGAUCCAUGCAUUCAAGUGGGAACUGUUGAAAGUCUCCCAACUCUUGACCAGGCAAGGCAAUCAAUGCCAUGCACAUAACCUAUGAUUUAUUUUGGCAAGCAAUGUCGUCACCCCACCCAAAGUCUAUGGAGAUGGUGCAAAAGACGCACGCAAAGCUGCUGUGUGAAUCCGCCGGUGCAUCAAGUUACAAAGAAUUAUUUAAACUUAUCACAGCACUUUAUGAUCCAGUUAGUGCUGAUUGGUUCUAGCCAACUAGCCCCUCCGUGCCAAAUAUGUUGCUUUGUUCACUUCAGUUUCAGCAAUAUGGGGCCGAUUCAGAACCACAGUCAUUUAAAUGUAAUGAAUUUGUAAUUAUAUUUGUAUAUAAUGCUGAUUCAAAAUAGCAACUUACUUAAUUAAUAGAUUGCACUGAAUCUUCACAUGGAUUCAGUCGCUCAGCUUUCUCUUUCAAGAGGCACCAGUUUAUAGGUAAAACUUUGUUUUAAGAGGAAGAAACCUCCUUUUUAGCGAGAAGAAACCUCCUUUUUAGCGAGAAGAAACCUCCUUUUUAGCGAGAAGAAACCUCCUUUUUAGCGGGAAGAACCCCCUUUUUAGCUUGAAGAAACCUCAUUUUAGCAUGAAGAAACCUCCUUUUAGCGGGAAGAGACCUCUUUUUAGCUGGGAGAAACCUCAUUUUAGCAGGAAGAAAUCUCCUUUUAGCAGGAAGAAAUCUCCUUUUAGCAGGAAGAAAUCUCCUUUUAGCAGGAAGAAAUCUCUUUUUAGCAGGAAGAAACCUCUUUUUAGCAGGAAGAAACCUCUUUUUAGCAGGAAGAAACCUCCUUUUAGCAGGAAGAAACCUCCUUUUAGCAGGAAGAAACCUCCAUCAGAACCAGACCACGUAGGCAGAACUUCUACCUCAAACAGUUGAGGAAGAGAAUGUGAAGAACAAGAAGAGACUCAAGCACAUGGAUCAGAAGAGGAAUAUAAACAACUGUACCUGCACAUUCAUUAUGAAGGGGAUUACGUGUUUUUUUUAAAUAAUUACUGUAUACCACUACCAUAUGUCAUAUCAGUCUUGUGUCUUACCUGUAGAUGUCCUAAAACCUGAAUAUAUUGUCAUAUUUGGGAAAUGGCUCUUCAGAAUCUAAAAGAACCCGUCAACGUGGCUGAACGGCAUCGUAUAAUACAUGGACUGAUGAUGUAUUGGGUUUUGAAAACCCUGCUGGAUCCUGGAUACAGUCUACGUCAAUCAAAGGUUUUGACAAUGACACAAAUGUUGUGUUUUUGCUGCGGUGAUUUUAUAGCUCUUUGUUUUAAAUUUUAUCUACAUUUUUUGUUGAUUCUGUUUCUUGCGUCGUUUAUAGAUCAAAUUAACUGAUGUUCUUUACAUACAACACAAAGCACUUCAGUGGCAUAAAAAUCUAGUUUUUAUAGGUCUCUAUAGGACCUUUUAUAGGAUAGCUGAAGUUUAAAGAUGUAAACCAUACAGGGUUACUGGAGAAUACUGGAGAAUGUCAAGACUAACUUUUAGCCCAACGACUGUUCAACUUACCAAACACAGGUGAAAGGUUGAGCUGUGUUUUUGUCCUGGCCAAACAUCGCUCGGGCCGAAGGAGUUGGGAAAAUAAUCUAAUCGCAAUAUUUAAUUUUGCACAAUAUUGUGAUUUAAUUUGCACUUUUUUUCCUUUUUCAAUAAAACCUAUUGGAUGAUUUUAA